This is a messenger RNA of Ophidiomyces ophidiicola, 1569 nucleotides long. RefSeq names its product protein disulfide-isomerase precursor (gene PDI1). Gene Ontology annotation, cellular component: endoplasmic reticulum. The record is from RefSeq and is a predicted model, not a curated record. NCBI's taxonomy places the organism in Eukaryota, Fungi, Ascomycota, Eurotiomycetes, Onygenales, Onygenaceae. The transcript has 4 exons. Gene Ontology annotation, biological process: response to endoplasmic reticulum stress; protein folding. Gene Ontology annotation, molecular function: protein disulfide isomerase activity. Bases 1 to 1569 code for a protein of 522 amino acids.
AUGUACCGACUGCGACACCUUGCACUUGGCUUAGCUGGCAUAUCCUUUGCUACUUCUGCACUCGCCACUGAUGCCGAGUCAAGCGUUCAUUCUCUGAAAGCUGAUACUUUUAAAGAGUUCAUCUCCGAGCACAACUUAGUUUUGGCUGAGUUCUUCGCGCCAUGGUGUGGUCAUUGUAAAGCCCUUGCUCCAGAAUACGAAACCGCGGCAACGGAGCUCAAAGAGAAGAAUAUCCCGCUGGUAAAGGUGGAUUGCACUGAAGAAGCUAGCUUGUGUGAAGAGUAUGGCAUAGAGGGCUAUCCGACUCUAAAGGUUUUCCGGGGAACAGAGUCUAUUAAGCCCUAUAAUGGUGCAAGGAAAUCCCAAUCGAUUGUGUCUUUCAUGGUUAAACAGUCACUUCCCACAGUAUCCAAGGUAACGUCAGAUACCUUGGAAACUGUUAUAGCACUUGAUAAGAUAGUCAUCAUUGGCUUCUUUGAGGAAGGAGACAAAGCAUCCAAUCAAACCUUCGCUGCCAUUGCGGAGGAGUUGCGUGAUGACUACCUUUUUGCAGACACAAAUGAUGCUGCAUUAGCCACCGCUGAGGGCGUACCUCGCCCUGGGAUCGCUCUUUAUAAGGAUUUCGAUGACCGAAAGGAUGUUUUUCGCAAAGAGUUCAAUAAGGAUUCUAUCACAACUUUCAUUAAAACUGCCGGCACUCCACUUGUUGGUGAAGUUGGGCCCGAGACCUACUCGGCGUACAUGGCUACUGGAAUUCCUCUGGCAUAUAUUUUUGCUGAGACGCCAGAAGAACGUGAACGCCUUACCACUGAGUUCAAGCCACUUGCUAAAAAAUUAAAGGGCUCCAUCAAUUUCGCAACAAUCGAUGCCAAAGCAUUCGGUGCUCAUGCCGGAAAUUUGAAUCUUGACCCAGAGAAAUUCCCUGCAUUUGCCAUCCAGGAUACGGUUAAAAACACCAAAUUUCCCUACAGUCAAGAUAAAGAGAUUGUCGAAAAGGAUAUUUCAAAAUUUGUUCAAGAUGUUCUCGACGGAAAGAUCGAACCUAGCAUUAAAUCAGAACCAAUCCCAGAGUCACAGGAAGGCCCUGUUAGCGUUGUCGUCGCACGCUCCUACGAUGAGAUUGUCAAAAAUACUGAUAAGGACGUUUUAUUAGAGUUUUAUGCCCCAUGGUGUGGACAUUGCAAAGCCCUUGCACCUAAAUAUGACCAGCUAGCUUCCCUUUACGCAAACAAUCCUGAGUUCGCUUCAAAGGUAACCAUUGCCAAGAUCGAUGCCACUGCUAAUGAUGUACCCGAUGAAAUCCAGGGUUUUCCUACAAUCAAACUCUACCCGGCUGGUUCAAAAGAUUCCCCGGUAGAAUAUAGUGGGACCAGGACUAUCGAAGAUCUAGCUAAUUUUGUUCGUGAUAAUGGAAAGUAUCACAUCGAUGCUUAUGUUAAGGGCAUGGAAGAGGGUGGUGAUGUCACUUUUGAAUCAAAAGCUGAGAGUGCGACUCCAAGCGCGGAGUCUAAGAGCCAAUCAUCAACAUCUUCGGAUCGUCCAGAAGCUACUGUGCAUGAAGAAUUAUAA